This is a messenger RNA of Plasmodium fragile, 3585 nucleotides long. RefSeq lists its product as uncharacterized. Lineage: Eukaryota; Apicomplexa; Aconoidasida; Haemosporida; Plasmodiidae. The record is from RefSeq and is a predicted model, not a curated record. The transcript is spliced from 8 exons. Bases 1 to 3585 code for a protein of 1194 amino acids.
AUGGCUGAAAAAUUGGUAGAAGUCUUGGUGGAGUAUGUACAACAGAGACAAAUAGCAUCUGAUAAGGGAGACGGCCAAGCAAGGAAGAGUGAAUUCAGUGAUAUGCUCUGGGAGGACAUACAAAAACUAUUCACGGAGCUGACUAAUAAAUUGAAAGAGAAGGAUAUUAUGGAGAGUGCGCUGUGCCAGGCACUCUAUGGGAAAGCCACGAAGUUCGUACUACAGAGGAUGCUAUGCCGGUACAUCGUGAAAAUAUUUGUAUACAUGGAUGGCACGGCAGAAGUAGUCACGGGUGGGACAAAACUAAAUGCCGAGCAGAAGAGCUGGAGGGACUAUUUCAAAUGUGUGGUAGGGAAUGUGACAUUAAUAAAGUUAUUUGAGAAGAACUGUGCAGCAACGGAAAUUAUAAAUCAGGUCUCAGGGGCCAUGAGUACCAUAGCUACGACAUUUGGGGGGAAGAGUAAUAGCAAACAAUGUCAGGGCCUUGAUUAUGAUAGCCUCAAAAUUGGCACGAAGUUUGUGGCCGGAACGAUGGGUGAAUGGAUAAAUAAGUGGAAAAUAACAUCCGUUGGAGGGUUAGGUGGGUCACGAGCAACCACCUCAUGUAGUGCAGCAGGAAGUAUAACGAAGGCGACAGCGACGACAGAUAGUGAAGACGCGCAUGUAGUGAAACUGUUGAAGGACAGCACUGCACGAGAUGUAGCGCGGUUAAUACAGAAAGAGGCGACAAUAACGGCACACGAGAGAAAAACAAUAAUGGACGCCGCGAGGGAUGCAGGAACAGCGACAACUGUACUGGACGCAGUAAUGCGUGAAAUAGAACGCAAAGCGAACGACCACGGAGGGGACAUUCAGGUGCAAGAUCAUAGCGCCUCCAUACACGCAACCGGCACAACACCACCGGCACCGUCAGAACAGCACCACAGCGGCACAUCUACGCUGCCCCACUUCGUUGAACACAUCAUCGUUGAGCAGAGCACAGCGCUACACUUCGAUGACGUUGCGCGCUUCUCUGCCCCACUUCGCGUGAGCGGCGACGAGUGUAGGCGAGGUGUGCGCGGCGGAACAGCAUGUAGCGGCGACGACGCACCGGACGACGGUAGCGGCAGCGGCGGCGAUGGCAGACGCCGACAAAUAAAAGUUGUACUGCUAGCAACUAGCCCAAUUUCACCGACAGACAAGGAAAAAAAAGACCAGGGUACAGGAAGCGGCACAUCAUCAGACAGAGUAUCCGCAAACCCAGGGCACGCAUCAGUAGGCAGGACAGAUAUAACAGCCGCAGGAGGAGCAGGGGGACCAGCACCACAACCCCCACCUGCGGCAUCCUCACCUCCCUCAGGGAAAUCAGGCGGUGCAGAGGCAGGAGCAACGGAAGACCACGGUGCUACGGGCGUUGCAGGAGCACCGGCAUCAACGGACACAUCAGGUGAGGCUAAAUGUAAGGCGGGUAUGGGGCAGGGCCCACAGAGCUCGGGUGCAGUUGUUAUAAGUAGCGGAUGCACAUCGGGCGAAGCCUUAGGAGAAAUAUCGGGCCUUACGGACAAAGCGGACUCCAAACCCACGCAUCCUGAUAACGGUAAGGAGAAUGUAUCAAAAGCGGAUGAGAAGACUACUGUGGAGAACACACCUCCAACAGGCCCAGAUCCCGUGCAGCUCAGUGAACCCAGUAGCCCCAGUACACCGGGGUCCCCGGAUGCCCCUGACGUAGGUACCAAGACAAAGGGGCGUGAACCACCUGAUGGUAAAGCUAACCCAGAUGCUCAGAAUGGACAUGUGCAACCUAACGAGGACAAAGGGGGGAAGAGUAUUACACAAACGGACUCAGAAAAAGUGACUUCCAUCGGACAGCAGGAUCCAUCCGGUGGCACAGGUACCAGUGAUGGUGGUAUCAGUACUACUGUAACCUGUUUACCCGGGAUUACUGAUACAACAUGUAAUAUUGUGAACGGUGCCUCCACUCCCAGUAAUGAUAAUAGCAGCACUCCUACAGGCGGUGUGUCCUCUGCUGGAGGUGCACCUCCUAACCCUGUAUCGGGUACUGCUUCAGGUUCCCCUGCUCCAUCCACCCCAGAUGGUGCGGACAAGAAAAAUAAGCCCCCUCAGGAUUCACCUGAUCUUGACCUAAAUACUCUUGGUGCCGCCGGAACAGGUAAUCCUGGCGGAUCCCAUGCACUAUGGACGCCAAGCGAUGGAUUAAAUGGGCAACCAGCACAAUCAGGUCCUUUACCUGGCCCAGAGGACAAAAUCCCAGGUGAAACUACAGAUGGCAGCGGCCCCUACCCACCUGACCUAACCGGUGUUGUCCUUACCGCCACUACUCCGAUCCUGUUUACUUUGCGUACCUCGGACAAAAACGACGACGAACAUAUCGAACCGUUCGUGACGUGCCGUCACCGCCACUCGACGAAGACAUAUUGCAGCAUCUACAACGCGGCGAACUACCGCCACCCUAUUACGGGUACACAAUGGCGCACGAUUAUCGAGCUACAUCUAGAGGUGCUCCACGAAUGUGAAGCGGCCGCUUGGGCAAACGUCAAAGACGACUAUUUGCACAUACUCGUUGAAGAGUUUAUGCGGGGCAACAACGGACAUAGUAGUACCUCGGAUCCCCCUACCACAAACCAUGCUUUACCAGGGAACCAUGUUUCAUUCACCGUGGAUCCACCCAGUGACUCGCAUGCAACGCACCCUUGUGCACCGCAUGACUGCGAUCCAUGGAAGUGUAUGGAAACCAUACAGAUAGAAACGGACCGUUCUCCACCUAACGAAGAAGACCCAUGGAGUUGUAUGGAAACUAUACAAUUACAAACGGACCCUUGUCCACCGAAUGAACACCACCCCGAUCCUUGGAGUUGUAUGGAAAACAUACAGUUAGCAACGAACCCUUGUCGCCCUAACGAAGAGGACCGAUGGAGUUGUAUGGAAACUACACAGUUAGAAACGCAUCCUGGUCCACAUAAUGAAGAUGACCCAUGGAAUUGUAUGGAAACCACACAGUUAGAUGCAACACAGAGUCGUGCUCAUUCCAACCACGGUGACGCGACCCCCGACCACACUAAUUGGAUUAACUGGAUUGACCGCAACAAGCACCUAUUGCGCGCGUGCACGGGGCAAACGUGGUUUCAUGCCCUCAAAUCGGAAUGGAAACAAUACCUGCGUCAACAUGCGCAAAACGCAGCAUCCGGUGAGCACAGGAAAGCCGCAACCAUGGAAAGGAAGAAGUUGGAUGCAUGGAAAGAAUGGGUUGCACAGCAACAUCGGCAAAUGAAUGUACAUAGCGCCGAGGAGUGGUUCCACCAUUUGUUGAAUAGUGUAGAGGAGGCGACAGUAUCUCACAGAGGCGAAAUACCUCGAGUAGAACAACACUUAGAAGUGGAAACACUAAUGGGCACAGAAGAUAUGCUCAGAGUGAGAGAUGUACCACGGUCCCAACCACUGCAUCCACAACUGUACCUCCCCAAGCCGCUAAGCACUAAAAUAUGGAUACUGAUCCUGGCAUUAGUCAUAGAACAGUGCGAGCGCGAAUGCAGUUUGCAGGAGAAGGAGUUAUAUGUGGAUGCUUUAUUACAGCAUAUGCGACAUUAG